Malaya genurostris is the source of this 757-nucleotide messenger RNA. RefSeq names its product THAP domain-containing protein 1-like. Gene Ontology annotation, molecular function: sequence-specific DNA binding. The transcript has 3 exons. NCBI's taxonomy places the organism in Eukaryota, Metazoa, Arthropoda, Insecta, Diptera, Culicidae. Bases 92 to 757 code for a protein of 221 amino acids. The record is from RefSeq and is a predicted model, not a curated record.
CGGCUGUUACCCAGAAAAAUUUAAUAUUUUGUCCGUUUUGUGUCAUUAAAGUUAUAAAAACUAACCAGAUUUAGCCAAGACCUUUUAAAAAAUGGGGAAAAAAUAUUGCUCUGUACGAAAUUGUUAUAACAAAUGCAAUUUGGUGGAAUUGAUUUCCAUGUAUCGAUUUCCGAAGAACCCUGAGAUAUGUGAAAAAUGGGUUGAGUUUUGUAAUAAAGACGUUCUCAAUGAUGUGCUGGUACUUCGAGGGACGGAAGCUUUGCAUACUUCGGCACACUAUGUAUGUUCAGACCACUUCUCAAAAAGCUGCUUCAAUAACCCAGCCAACACUUCUCAAGGUUUGAAAAAAGGAAGUAUUCCCUCAAUUUUGACUAAAAUUCCACGACUAGGGGCUACUCGAAAAUCACUCGUUUUAGCAAAUAGUUUGACACAUCAGCAUACUGUAAAACCAACUGUAAGUACGCCGGAUGAACGGGUAGAAGUUUUUUGUCCGAAUUGUGAAGAAAUAGAACAAUUUAAAUCAAAAUUUUUCGAAGAGAGGUUUCGGGCUGCCGAACUGGUUAAACAGUAUAAUGAAAUACAGGACAAGAUUAAAACUAUUCGAGCUCCGUACAGAGAUCGUCAUCAAGCGCUUGCAAGAAUAAAGAGCAGCACGAAAAGAAUUAAAAUUAAAAUGAAGAAGUUAGCUGUUCAGAAAAAUAUAAAGAUAAACCUAAGUUCAGACGAAAGUUCCGAUGAUGAGUCUGAUUCUAGCUAA